Molecule: messenger RNA, 1351 nt
Organism: Photinus pyralis (common eastern firefly)
Lineage: Eukaryota; Metazoa; Arthropoda; Insecta; Coleoptera; Lampyridae
Product: protein catecholamines up
Exons: 1
Coding region: 164-1267 (367 amino acids)
Biological process (GO): intracellular zinc ion homeostasis; zinc ion transmembrane transport
Cellular component (GO): membrane
Molecular function (GO): zinc ion transmembrane transporter activity
Source: RefSeq, a predicted model, not a curated record
UUUUAACCUCUUCAUCGGAACACAAACAAAUAACCUUAUCACCAAAUUGGUAGGUUGACGUGGUUUAUGUUUUUGAUAUAUUCGUUUUCAUGAACAGUAUACAAAAAAUGAGGAGUUGAAUACUCGGUUAAUUAAAUAUUGUGAUUUUGCCAUUUAUUAAAGAAUGAAGGCUGUUAAAUUGUAUCUCGGUGUGGCAAUUUAUCUUCUCGUAGUGGUUAGUUUAAGUGCACAUUCCCAUAGUCAUUCACAUCAGGACGACCAUCAUGACCACCACCAUGAUGAAUCUCCAUCCUUUAAGUAUUCAAGAGCGGCUAACGAAAAACCUUCUCAGCAUCAUGCCGAAAAGAAGAUCGUUUCAACUCCAAACAUUUGGUUGUACGCCAUGGGUUCGACAUUAUUCAUAAGUGCAGCGCCUGUGCUAAUUCUACUAGUAGUUCCUUUAGAUAAUACAGACCAAAGCCAACCGUUACUUAAAAUUUUAUUAGCGUUUGCGUCUGGUGGCUUGUUGGGUGAUGCGUUUUUACAUUUGAUACCUCAUGCUAAUAUGGCAAUAGAAAGCAGUAAAGGUAGCCAUUCACACUCUCACAGUCACGGAGGAGGCGAACACGAAGGUGGACAUGACAUGUCGGUCGGUUUAGGUGUUCUGCUUGGGAUUGUCGUAUUUUUGGUGGUAGAAAAAGGGGUGCGCUUCGUUAAAGGUGGCCAUGGUCAUUCACAUACCGAGGUAAAACAGAAAGCAUCAGAUGGUGACACUUCCGGUGAUGAGAAGAAGGACGAAGUUAAGGAAGUGCUAAGUUCGAAGGAUAACGAAAUUAAAGUGGCGGGUUAUUUAAAUUUGGCCGCAGAUUUUAGUCAUAAUUUUACUGAUGGUCUGGCAAUCGGUGCUUCGUAUAUUGCGGGACAGAGCGUUGGAAUUCUUACGACUAUUACGAUUUUAUUGCACGAGGUACCACACGAGAUUGGAGACUUUGCGAUUUUAGUUCAAUCGGGAGUUUCGCGCAAGAAUGCCAUGCUUCUACAGCUUUCAACUGCGAUCGGCGCACUUGCCGGUACUGCUCUGUCUUUAUUGGCACAAGACAGUUACGACAUGUUCGCAGCUCAUUGGGUUCUUCCUUUCACUGCGGGCGGUUUUAUUUAUAUUGCUCUGGUGUCCGUAAUUCCAGAAUUGCUGGAAGAAGAAAAACCUAGUCUUUUACAAACAUUUUUGCAAUUGCUAGCUAUGUUAUGCGGUGUGUAUAUGAUGGUGAAGAUUGCAGAAUAUGAAUAAUCCUAGAUCAACGUAAUUUACAAUUUUAUUAUAGCAUAUUAUAGCUAAAGUGAAAAGCAUGUACAAUUAAAAUAUUUUCUUAAA